AUGGGGCAGCUUUCAACAUUGUUGUCAGAUAGGGCGCCGGGGACUUUGCCGGCAGACACUGAAAAGAAUCCAAAAGAGACAAUCAAAGAUGUGUCUCUCAGGAGUAGGAAAACAUUAGCAGCGCCAAAGGCAAAACCAAGGGACGAGAGGGAGAUCAACUCAACCAAGAUAGCUGAAGAACAGAAAAUCGGUGAAUCAUUGCCCAAGGAGAAUGUUAGCAUCAAGGAUGUUGAUAAGCAGAAGGUGAACAACACAGUUGAGGAAAGCAAGAACAUGCCAUUGUUACUUUUUCCUCAAAAGAUGAAGCGGGAGAAAUUAGACAAAUGCUUUGGGAAAUUCUUGGAGAUGUUGAAACAGUUGUAUGUGAACAUCCCGUUCACGGAGAACAAAAUUCCCAAGAAGUGUGGAGAUCCUGGCAGUUUCACUAUACCUUGCUCGUUGGGUAGCGAAAAUUUUGACAAAGCCUUGUGCGAUUCAGGUGCAUCCAUUAACUUGAUGCCAUUAUCGAUGUUCAAGAAAUUGGAAGGAGAGCUAGGAGUUAUCAAAUAUGUGUCAGUAUCCUUGCAACUGGCUGAUCAGACCACGAUCAUAUCGGAGGGCAUAAUCGAGGACAUUCUGGUAAGGGUAGACAAAUUUAUUUUCCCAGUAGACUUCAUCGUAGUAGAUAUGGAAGAGAAUAAGGAGGUACCUCUAAUUCUGGGGAGACCAUUCCUUUACACUGGCCGAGCUAUUCUUGAUAUAUAUGAGGGACAACUCAUGCUACGAGUGGGAAACAAAAAAAUGGUGUUUCAAAUGAAGAGAAUGAUGAAAUACCUGUGUGACGAGGCAUCUGCCUAUGCUUGUCUCAAGCUAGAUGUGGUGGGAGAGUUAGCUGAACAACACAAAAUGGAUAAGCUGGUAGGUGACUCACUGGAGAGAUGCAUUAGUCAAUCAAGCACAACAGAGGAUAAAGAUCCUGAGAUCAAGAAGGAAGUUAAGGCGCUGGAAUUGAAAGUACUCCCGACACAUUUGAAAUAUGUUUUUUUGGAGACUAACAAUUUUCCUGUGAUUAUUGUUGCUGAUUUGAGAGGUGAACAGGAACACAUGCUUGUGGAGUUACUACGGAAGCAUAAAAAGGUUGUGCCGAAAAAAGGGGGCAUGACGGUGGUAAAAAACGAGGACAACGAGCUAAUUCCUACCAGAACAGUUACUGGGUGGAGGAUAUGCAUUGACUACCAGAGAUUAAAUGAUGCAACAAGGAAGGAUCAUUUCCCUCUUCCUUUCAUUGAUUAG
This is a messenger RNA of Nicotiana tabacum (common tobacco), 1272 nucleotides long. The record is from RefSeq and is a predicted model, not a curated record. NCBI's taxonomy places the organism in Eukaryota, Viridiplantae, Streptophyta, Magnoliopsida, Solanales, Solanaceae.